Messenger RNA from Cuscuta campestris, 2675 nucleotides. NCBI's taxonomy places the organism in Eukaryota, Viridiplantae, Streptophyta, Magnoliopsida, Solanales, Convolvulaceae. The record is from the annotation of a GenBank genome assembly.
CAACGGGCGACUCGGCGAGCACGAAACGACGACUGUAGCAGUUGAUCAAGACUGAUCUCCGAUCUCCAUUUCAGCGGGCAAGUGUUCAAUGCUGUGUAAAAAUGGGGAUCAGUUCAUCAAUGAACCUACCGACCGGCUCCCAUGGCGGCGACAACCGGGAAGAUCAAGGCGGAAGCUUGCUCCAUGUCUCCCUCAAAAUUGAGGAUGCAAAGCUCUGCCUCAACCCCGAUCUCGUUCCUCACGUCUUCGGCUCCGUCCCACUCGCCGGCUCCUGGAACCCCUCUAAAGCGCUUCCAAUGGAGCGCGGAUCAACAACAGUUUGGCAAUUAAGCUUUGUCGUCCCGCCUAAUCACGAAACAAUGGAUUUCAAGUUCAUAUUGAAACCCAUGCAUGAUUCUGGGCCGUGUAUUGUGGAGGAGGGUGCCAACCACGUGCUUGUUGGGGGCAAGCUCCAAGGGGAAUGUCAGCUGGCAUCAUUUAAGUUUAGCAAGGAGGAAUUCAUGGAGUCCAAGGUGUAUACUAAAGUAGACUUAGUUUCUCCAUUUGAUCUUGCUGCAAGUUGGAGAGCUUUUCAUGAAAACCGCAGGCCUUCUACUGUUAGAGGGAUGCCCGAUGUUAUUAUCAAUUCGAGUACACAAGCUGGUAAUGAGAGCGGGUCUUCUGCAAAUGCAGAGCUUGAUAUCGAGAAUUAUGUUGUUCCGUCUCCGGCACCAUGGGAACACUCUGGACUGGUUUAUGCAGCUAACCUAACAGAGACUCCGAGAUCAUUGAAUGGUUCUGGGGAGAUGGAAGCGACAACUUCAGAUCCAGUCACUGAGCAUUCAAGUGCUGCCAUGGUUGAGUCAAAAUUUGAUAAAAUAUUGGCUUUACAAAAUAAUGAUAAUAAAAAUUGUACUUCUGUUGAUAGAGGUGUAGGGUCUCCCAGACUAGUUAAAUCACCACGUGCAACUAACUUCACUCUUGAUCCAAAUCUUAGUUUCGAAACAAAGAAUCCAAUGCCAGCUGCUGCUGGAGCUGUUGCAGCUGCUGCAAUUGCAGAUAGGAUGCUUGGACCUAAGGAGGAAAGACAUCUAGCAAUUGUCUUGGUUGGUUUGCCAGCUCGUGGCAAAACUUUUACUGCAGCUAAACUUACAAGGUAUCUUCGCUGGUUAGGACAUCAUACCAAGCACUUCAAUGUUGGGAAGUACCGGCGCCUGAAGCAUGGAACUAAUAAGUGGGCUGAUUUCUUUCGAGGUGACAACCCUGAAGGUUUGGAAGCGCGAAAUGAGGUAGCUGCCCUUGCUAUGGAAGAUAUGAUAGCCUGGAUGCAGGAAGGUGGGCAGGUCGGAGUAUUUGAUGCCACUAACAGCACUGGACAAAGAAGGAAUAUGCUUAUGAAAAUGGCCGAGGGGAGAUGUAAGAUAAUUUUCCUGGAGACAAUUUGCAAUGAUCCGGAAAUAAUAGAAAGGAACAUUCGUCUCAAAGUUCAACAAAGCCCAGACUAUGCUGAACAGCCAGAUUUUGAAGCAGGAUAUAGGGACUUCAAAAACCGUUUGGCUAAUUAUCAGAAAGUGUAUGAACCAGUUGAGGAAGGAUCUUAUAUCAAAUUGAUUGACAUGGUUAGUGGCAAAGGUGGGCAAAUACAAGUAAAUAAUAUUAGUGGUUAUCUUCCGGGACGGAUUGUAUUCUUCUUGGUAAAUAUGCAUUUGACACCCCGUCCAAUAUUGCUUACAAGACAUGGAGAAAGCGUAUACAAUGUCAGAGGCAGAAUAGGGGGUGAUACUGUGUUAAGUGAGGCUGGGGAGCUGUAUGCCAAGAAGCUUGCUAAUUUCAUGGAGAAACGGCUGAAAAAUGAGAGGGCUGCAUCUAUAUGGACUAGCACUUUGCAAAGAACGAUUUUGACAGCUGGCCCAAUCGCUGGAUUGCCUAAGAUACAAUGGCGUGCACUUGAUGAAAUAAAUGUUGGUGUAUGUGAUGGUAUGACCUAUGAAGAAGUAAAGAAGAAUAUGCCCGAAGAAUAUGAAUCACGGGAGAAGGACAAACUAAGGUACAGAUAUCCCCGAGGAGAAUCGUAUCUGGACGUUAUACAGAGACUAGAGCCUGUUAUCAUUGAACUGGAGCGUCAAAGAGCGCCUGUUGUGGUUAUAUCUCACCAGGCUGUCUUGAGAGCUUUAUACGCUUAUUUUGCUGAUAGGCCCCUCAAAGAAAUUCCAAACAUAGAGGUACCACUUCACACGAUAAUAGAGAUACAAAUGGGAGUCACUGGAGUCCAAGAGAAGAGAUACAAACUAAUGUAGCUCUGCUUAUUGUGUCUGUGGUUAGUUGAUGGUUUGGUGCUCUUAUUAUUAUGAGUCCGGUUAUGUUGAUACCAAAGCGCCAGUGUCAUAAUACGACAUAGUUCAUUGUGAGAGCUCUACGAUGCUUCGUUUGAAAGCUAAGUGAUUUUCACCUCUAAUCCCUACAAAUCCCAUCGAAUCUGCCCCUUGCCCCCUGCCCUGCCCCCUAUGGGUGAAAAUCAACUUAUCAAAUACUCAUUUGACAAGUGAGUCUAGGGGAUUUGUAGGGAUUAGAGGAUUGGGACUACUCCACUUCGAAACGAACGAAACAUUGUAGAACCUUCAGAUGGAUAUGGUGUCAUGAACGCGUAAAAAGAACCUUGGUGUAUUACGGAGUACUAAUAAUAAUACAUAAUAAUA